Aphidius gifuensis is the source of this 1393-nucleotide messenger RNA. RefSeq names its product metacaspase-2-like. NCBI's taxonomy places the organism in Eukaryota, Metazoa, Arthropoda, Insecta, Hymenoptera, Braconidae. The coding region runs from base 257 to 1315 and encodes 352 amino acids. The record is from RefSeq and is a predicted model, not a curated record. The transcript is spliced from 4 exons.
CUAACGACACUUUACACUGAUUUACACUACCCUUGGAUGUUAUGGAAAAACCGGCUAAAUAUUUUUCUAAUAUAAUUUGUUGAUUAAUUUAUUAGCAUUGGUAAAUUUAAUUUUUAAUUAAUAACAAAAGGUAAUAGUAUUUGUUUGACAUAGCCAACUAGUUCUUCCAUCUACUUGAAACCAUGUGUUUACAAUUGUGUCGGGUUAAACAUCAAAUAUCGGUUUGUUUAUUUGUCAUCAAAAAAAAAAAAGUAGAAUGGAGCAGUUUUGUCCAUUGUGUCAAAAAAUUGGACAAAUGAAAAUAAUAAAACAAAUGCAAAUUAAUCCAAAGGAAUUUAUCAUCAUGUGUACAGAACCUAAGUGUCCUUGGCCAUUUGGAUAUGAAAAAAUAGAAAUAAUACCUAGAGAUUUUAAAUUAAUUUCUAAACCACAGAAGAGGAAAGAAAAAAAGAAAAAUACUGUUGAAAUUGAUAAACUGGUACUUUAUACACCACCAGUAACACCAAACGAAGACAGCACAUCAGAAAUUGACAGCAUGACAUUAUUAACAACACAAAAUUAUUCAGCUGAACCGAGUAAUAUUAAAAAAUUAAGUAAACAUGAUAAAAAAGCAUCAUUACCAUUUAACAAUAAUAAAAGUAUAUUUGACAUUGAUGAUUCUACAACUGUGCCUAGAAAAGAAAUAGAUAAUUUAAUUGUCAAAAUGAAUAAGUCAAAAAAUUGUGAUAAUAUUAAUAAGUUAGUGAAUAAAAAAAUUAAGUCAAAUGGCAUAAAAAUUAAAGCAAAUAAACGUCAAAAAUUAAAUAUUACAAAGCAAAUUAAAGGUGAAAAAUUGUACGUUUUGAAGCAAAAAAAUGAGUCAAAUAACAUAGUUAAAAGCUCAACUGAAAUUAGUCAUGAGAAUAAUAUAAAUUUAAUUGAUAAUUCACUGCCAAAGAUUGACAAUAUAAUCAAUGAAAAUACUAUUAAUUAUAAUGAUAAUAUUUCAUUAGAAUUAAAUAGUAAUUUAGAAUCUUAUCAUGAUAUUGAUAAUGAAUUUAAUAUUGAUGGUUCAAAUGCAUUUAUUGGUAUUCCAUCAACAAAUUUACCAGUAGAAAAUUCAAUUGUUGCAUAUGACUCUAAUAUUACAAAUGAUACUUCAAAUAUUGUAUCUGAAAAUUCAAAAAUUUUAGCUGAUAAUAAUUUAAAUGGCAAUAAUGAUUGUACUUUUAGUGGUCUUCAAAAUUUUGAUGAUUUAAUAUCUAAUGAAUGUUCACAAUUAACAACAUAUCAAACUGAUGACACUGAGCUUGAUUGGCUCAGUUUAUGCUCUUAAAACUAUUAUAAAGAAUAUUUGUUCCAAAUAUUUUUAAUUUAUUAUUAUGUUAUUUUGUAAUCAAUGAUUAAUUUAUGA